Messenger RNA from Lolium rigidum, 1842 nucleotides. Its product is annotated as IQ domain-containing protein IQM2-like. NCBI's taxonomy places the organism in Eukaryota, Viridiplantae, Streptophyta, Magnoliopsida, Poales, Poaceae. The transcript is spliced from 9 exons. Bases 1 to 1842 code for a protein of 613 amino acids. The record is from RefSeq and is a predicted model, not a curated record.
AUGGGUCUGUCGAUCUCAUACCCACCAGAUGACUACCUUCCAGAGGAUGACGAGGACUCGGAUAGGCUAUUUGUCCGGUCCUUCAGCUUGGACAUUCUCAGCAGUCUCGACAGCCCUGAAUCGUCACCAGAAUAUCUCGAUGCCGUGAGCUCUAGGGAGCAUACGUUAAAAGGGUCCUUAAAUGCUAGGAGAAAAGAGUGUCACCCAUUACAUGUCGAAACCACAAUAUCCGUGGUGAGUCCUAAACCAGAGAGAGACUGUUCUAACCAUAAGCACGGUUAUGGCAUUCCAAAAUAUGGGAACACAGAUUACCUGUCACCAAAUUCUCCGGUGGUCGCUAUGGUUAGCCCACAGCACCAGGAUGCAGCACUAAGGGUGCAGAAGGUAUACAAGAGCUUCAGGACAAGACGGCAGCUUGCUGAUUGCGCUGUUCUUGUCGAACAACGGUGGUGGAAAGUGCUAGAUUUCGCAUUGCUCAAGCGCAGUUCAGUGUCAUUCUUCGAGGUAGAGAAGCCGGAGACUGCCCUAUCAAGAUGGUCUCGUGCUAGAAUAAGAGCUGCCAAGGUAGGGAAAGGUUUGUCGAAGGAUGAAAAGGCUCAGAAACUCGCACUUCAGCACUGGCUAGAAGCAAUUGACCCUCGACACCGGUAUGGCCACAACCUCCACUACUAUUACCAAAGCUGGCUUCGCUGUGACAGCCAACAACCUUUCUUCUACUGGUUGGAUAUAGGUGAAGGAAAGGAGGUUAAUCUUGAGAACCACUGCCCAAGAUGGAAGCUGCUGCAGCAAUGCAUCAGGUAUCUUGGCCCAAAAGAGAGGGAGUUCUACGAGGUAAUAAUCGAGAAUAAGAAGAUGAUGUACAAGCUGAGCCGCAAGAUUGUCGACACCUCCGACGGCCCAAAAGAUGCAAAAUGGAUCUUUGUGUUGAGCACGACGAAAGAUUUGUACAUAGGCUCGAAGAACAAAGGCACAUUUCAGCACUCCAGCUUCCUUGCCGGUGGAGCCACAUCUGCCGCCGGGAGACUAGUCGUGGCCGAGGGAAUCCUAAAGGCUGUCUGGCCUCAUAGCGGGCACUACAGGCCCACGGAGGCGAACUUCCGGGAGUUCAUGAAGUAUCUCAGGAAGAGGGACGUCGAUCUCACCAAUGUGAAGUUGAGCCCGUCAGAAGGCGAGGAGGACGAGUGGCCCAGGCAGAGGGGUAGCCUCACCCAGCCAGACCUAACACCGGAGACCAGCAAGCCAGAGAAGCAGCAGGACACCCAGCCCCCUCGCGCCGACAAGAAGAAGAAAGUCAAAAUCGCUCCGACCACGCCACCUACCACCAGCGGCGGCGAGACGGGCGUUGGCUCGCCGGGGAUGAAGAGAUCCUCGUCGGGCACCCGGCUGCAGCGGAAGCGGCCGCCGAGGCUGACCGUGAGCAAGGACCGGCUGGGAAAGGGCGCGGCGGAGCAGGACGCCGGCGCGUUCGGGGACUGCCUGGACUUCUGCAAGGAGAACCUGUUCAGGAGCCUCGGCGCCGAGGGCGAGGAGGUUGUGGCUGUGGCGGAGGAGAAGAUCAUGCACAGGAUCAACUCCAAGAUGGUGCAGAGAUCGUACCAGCUCGGGCAGCAGCUGUCGCUCCGGUGGACCACGGGCGCGGGGCCCCGGAUCGGGUGCGUUCGCGACUACCCGCCGGAGCUGCAGUUCCGGUCGCUGGAGCAGGUCAGCCUGUCCCCGCGCGGCGGUGCCGGACCGCCCAGGUUGGGGCAGAAGAGCCCGUGCGCGCCGCCCCUCGCGUCGUCGCCCCUCGGCGCGGCCGGGAUCCCCGCGGCGCCGCCGCUUCUGCAGCACGGCGCGGCGUAG